AUGAUUCAACCCGCUUUCGUUGGCAGCUCAUUGGUGCAGGCACCUAGCCGACCUGCCCAAAGCCCUUUGACAUCAAGGCCACUAGCGGCCGGCAGCCAGAGAGUCUCCACAUGGUGGCAGGCAGCCAGUGGGGCCUUGUGCUCCAUCGCACUUGCCGCGUUUGGCAGACGUUCUCGGGCUAGGGGCCGCAUUCAGAUGAAGGCUAAGAUGUCAAAGUUCGAAGACGAAGACGGGCCUGACCAUUUCUUCAGACGGCAACAGCCAAAGGUCAGACCCGGUUGGAACAGGUACACAUCACCCAGCCCGGUGAGGAUGAGCAAUUCUGUCACAUUCUUUUUUCCCAACAAGGACUACAGAGACACUGAGAAUCAGGGUUUCGUCAACCCGAAGCUGUACAAAAGGAUCAUGCCAGACAAAAAGAUGAUCGCACGUGCACGGCGAACGAAGAAGAGAGCCUGGCGAAAGCUGUCAAAUCGUUUGCAGAACGAGUGGCGCUUCCGAAGAUAUCCUCGCAAUGAAUCCGGGAAGGUCACAGCCGGAGUUUUCAACUCCAGAAGGAGACCAACCUAUGUGGAUCUCAAGAAGUGCACGGCGGAAAGGAUGCUUUCCUGGAUUCAUGUCAGUAGCGAAGAGUUCACAGAGCGUUCACAGGGAACGGCAGUGUUUGAGUCCGAUGAUCUUCAGUGCCAGGGCAUCCCUGUGGAGAAGGGUGUGCACCUUGCACCAGACCUCGAAAAAGGAGGUAGCCCUACCCGCUCCGAGCUUCCGCCGUUGGAGGCCAUCGACGAUAGACCAGAGAUCGAGUUCCAGCCCCUGGACAUUUUAGGUUUCUACAAGACAGCAGACGAGUGGAAGGCUUCUGAUGGGGUGGCAAAGCGCCAGUUGGAGCGGAAGGAGCCCCCGGAUCACGUGCGUUUGGAAGAUGUCGCGGGGCAGAUGAACUUCCUGAUGAUGGACAAGGCAGCCAGGGGAAGCAGCUGCGUUGCUGGAAGCUGCACAGGAAAGGGCCAGGAAGUGCUGCGAAAGUUUCAGGAAUGCCCUCAGGAUCUGUGGCUUAGUGCUGAAGAACUGAUUGACCGCUUCGUCAAUGGAAUUCACCGACCUGCGCCACUGACCAUCAACUUCGAUGCCGACAGGUGGGUGAAAGUGGCGGAGGAAAACCCUGGAGCUGCCCAAAGCUUCACUACGAACGUUCAAAAUCUGUGGCAGGUGGCCAUGUUGCCUCAUCCCCCACUGGAAGAAAGUCGAACCAAGAGAGACCAGCAAGUCUACAGCUAUGCCAAUGAGCGGUACGACACUGAAAAAUGGUUUUUCGGCUUCACUCGGGCACCUGAAGAACUGAGCAGUGCAAUGGAACGACCCGUGAGUGCAGCACCUGGAGUGUUUGGGGGGGCAAAAAAUGGAAAUGCGUUGCAAUCGGUCUAUGGUUACUCCGCCCUAUUCCUUGCUCCUCAUGUUUGGAAUCGUUCCACCAUCAUUGGGAAGGACCUGAAGGUCGCGUUUUCCGAUCUCGGCCAACCCAAGGACUACGACGCAACCUUUCCAAAAUUGACGCCGUGGAAGCAUCGGCCAGAGCCAAAGGUGACAGAUCCUAUUUUGCAAAUUCCACAUUUGGAAGCUGCAGGUGGUCUACGAUAUCUGGGUACCUUCGACAAUCCAGUAGCUGCCCUCAAGACGGUUUCAUGCUACGAGUUUGCAAGAUGGGCAGAACUGCUUGAAGGCAAAGAAAGCACGACAGGCUUCGACUAUUUAGAGGUGAGCAUCUUCGGUGGAGUUACCUUUGCUCAUUGA
Molecule: messenger RNA, 1791 nt
Organism: Cladocopium goreaui
Lineage: Eukaryota; Dinophyceae; Suessiales; Symbiodiniaceae
Source: the annotation of a GenBank genome assembly